AUGUUGCUAGCUUUUAUACCUAUAUAGUUGCAUACAUUGCGAUCUCUUUUGACAGGUAUAUUUAACAUUUCUUGUAUUGCAAAUAGUCUUCCAAUAUAUAUAUUAUUACCCAUGACUUAUCUUGCUUAAUACGCAAAUUCUGAAAAUUUUAAAAUGGAAAAAAACCUAGUCAUAAAACUAGGCUGUGAGCCCGUUUCAUCGGUCACAAUGUUCCAAAGAUUAACUUCAAUAAUUUGUGUAGUAAAAAACAAUCGUGACAGCUAUACAGGUAAGGUUAUGAUUUUAAUUGCUAUUUUAUGGUGUUGUGGUAAAGAACGUUUUGUAUGCAGGUAAAUAACGCAAUGCCUCCGGCCAAAAAAAAAAAUGUAAACAAUGCGGUCAUCACGUAAGGCGAGGAACGUCGAUAAAAAUCCUAAACGUAGUAUAUCCUCUACUACAGAACAUAACGCUUCUACACACCUAUAUGUAUGUCAACGCGUGUGCUCAGUAUGUUCCCCCGUCACGCCCUAAUCGUCCCUGGAGACAGAAGCCAGGCACGUGUCCGGUGUCCACCAUUAUAACCACGUGUGAAUGUAGACCGGAGUUUAACCAAUGUAACAAUGAUAGAGAAUGCCCCGGAAUCCAAAAGUGCUGUGACCGUGGAUGCGGUUGUAGAAGAUCUUGUGUAAAUCCAUUCAACAGUAUCCCUGAUAUAAUCCGACCACCAGGAGGAGGUAGCAGAAUCAUUUGUAACCAACAAAAAAAGGUGGGACGUUGUAGAGCAGCAUUCCGAAGAUGGUGGUUCAACCGAAGAACGAAUCAGUGCGAGACAUUUAUCUACGGUGGCUGUGGCGGAAAUAAAAAUAAUUUCGAGACAAGAGAUGAAUGCGAAAGACAAUGUCUACGACGACAAAAUACUUAUCUCCCUGAUAGACGACCACGGAUAUAAAUAAAGAAAGGCCCACGGAUAAAUAUAUUUAUUUGU
Magallana angulata is the source of this 964-nucleotide messenger RNA. RefSeq names its product eppin-like. The record is from RefSeq and is a predicted model, not a curated record. Gene Ontology annotation, biological process: negative regulation of peptidase activity. The coding region runs from base 464 to 928 and encodes 154 amino acids. Gene Ontology annotation, molecular function: serine-type endopeptidase inhibitor activity. Gene Ontology annotation, cellular component: extracellular region. The transcript is spliced from 5 exons. Lineage: Eukaryota; Metazoa; Mollusca; Bivalvia; Ostreida; Ostreidae.